AUGGCGCACUUCCUUCGCGGCAAGCAGGCCGGCAUUCAGAAUGAUCUCUCUGUUGGUGUUAGUCCAGAGUCCUUCAUGCUAGACGACUUUGCUCGCUAUGGUAUUAAUUCCCAGAUCUCUGUGCUCGCCUAUGACCCGGUCCAGUCCCUCCUCGCUGUCGGCACCAAUGAAUCUCAAUUCGGCCCGGGUCUUGUCUAUGUCUUCGGCCAGAAGCGAGUCUGUAUAACCUUCACUCCUCCCCGACCGUCGUCUAUUCGAGCCAUCCAAUUCUGCGCCGACAAGCUCAUUGUGCUCGACAGCAAGAAUGAUGUCAGUGUCUUCAGCCUUGACACGAAGCGUACGCUGGCCAACUAUUCCCCUCCCGGUCAGGUCGUUUCUAUCCUCUCAGACCCCAGUCUAGACUACUGUUUCUCCGGCUUGCAAAGUGGGGAAAUUGUGGCAUUUGACCUGGACCGAGAGAAUCAAACACCCUUCAAAAUCCCCAACCUGUGGCGUGAGCGAAACCCCCGAGCACGGAUUCUCCCAAUCGUGUCGAUGCAGUUCCACCCCAAGGACAUAGGCACAUUGCUUAUCGGCUAUUCCGAAGGCGCCGUCAUCUAUUCUUUCAAACAAAACAAGGCAACCAAGUUCUUCCACUACGAGCUUCCGCCAGGAGCUCGAGGAGGAGACGGAGGUCCCACAAACGGCAACUCCGUACGGCAUCCUCGAUUGACACAUGCUAUUUGGCAUCCAACCGGCACCUUCGUGUUGACGGCCCAUGACGACUCGAGCUUGGUAUUCUGGGACCCACGAGAUGGCAGGGUUAUUCACGCAAGGACAAUUGAAGACACAGACGUCAACGUGCCUGGGGCUGGACCGCCGAGAGACGUCCCCAGGAGCCCUCUCAGCCCAGUGAGUCCGGGAUUUGGUACGGUGAAAGAGCCGUAUUUCCACAUUGCGUGGUGUUCGAAAUUGAAUCCGGAUGACACUGGCUUGCUUCUGGCGGGCGGCUCACCAACCACCAACCCCACAAGAGGUCUGACGUUCAUCGAACUGGGUCCCACGCCGAACUACCAAACAUCAACCUGGGAUUUCCUGGCAAGUCACUUUCGCAACCCCAAACGGAUACAUGUCCUUUCAACACCACCCAAUGCCGCGAUUAGCACAUUUCUUCUGGUUCCUCGUUCGUCUCCGCAUUUCGCUGGCUCCCACGAUCCGAUAGCAGUCAUGGCCGUAUUGUCAUCCGGUGAAGUAAUCACGUUGAGCUUUCCCACCGGACAUCCUAUCACACCCAGCAACCAACUACACGUCUCGUUAUCAUUUGUACAUCCGUUCGUAACCAAAAUCGCGCUCGCAUUCGUCGACCGAACUAGAUGGCUCGGCAUGCGCGAAGUUCGCCAGCAUGGUCCGCAUUUUUUGAUCGGCGGUGCUGAAGGUAUCAAGCCUCUCAAGAGACAUGAAAACAGAAACAUUGUUCAAGCGGCCCACGCCGAUGGGACGAUUCGAUUAUGGGAUGCUGGACAUGGCGACGUCAUCGAGAACCCCAGUGUCCUCCAAGUUGAUCUCGGAAAAGCAGUCGGUCGGUGGGAUAAGCUAGACGUGGCCCAGAUGAGUAUGUCUGGUGCGACAGGAGAACUUUCGGUAGGAUUGAUAUCUGGCGAACUUGUGGUUUUUCGGCUCAACCGCAAUCAAUUCUUCGGCCAUCCUCCAUCUGAACCAGUCCCGAAUGAAGGACCCGGCAAAAUACAAGACAUCAGCAAACGAGCAGAUCCGGGCUUGAAAGAAGGUCUCCUACCUUUGGCGAUGACGAAUGACCAGCAAGGCCCCAUCACCGCUCUACGACAUUCAGAUGUUGGGUUCGUAGCCGCUGGUUAUGCCGGGGGCGGCGUGACCAUCGUCGAUUUACGUGGUCCAGCUAUCAUCCACACGUCUCUGCUCAAUGAAAUGGUCGGCGGCAAACAUCGGAGAGGAAGCAUUCGGCGAAGUGCACCUGCCACCCAAUCGACAGAAUACGCAACAACGAUGGAAUUCGGUAUCUUAACCCUGGAUGGUGACGACUAUUCCUCCCUUGCCUUGUUUGUCGGCACGUCUCGUGGUCGAGUCGCCACAUUCAAGAUUCUCCCCUCUCAAUCCGGGCGCUAUUCCGCACAGUUCACAGGGGUGGCACAAAUAUCAGACGAUCGAGUCAUCUCCUUGCGUCCAAUUGAUGCCCACACAGGCGCCCCUGCAGCCGCAACAGGUCAUGCUAUGGGAGGCUUACAGUCCGGCCAAAAAGUUGAUGGCGUCCUUGUAGCCGUCACGGUCUCAUCUGUGCACAUCUUCCGUCCAGCGUCUGCCAAAGGUGCCUCCAAAACUUUCGACCACUACCUGUGCGAUUCCGCCACAGUAGCCCGCUACGAAGAACGUGGUUAUGCUGUCGUCGGCUUAUUUGGCGAUGGUGCCGCCCGAGCAUUCUCGAUCCCGGCUCUGAAGGAAAUUGCAAGUAUCCGCGUCAACCAUCUUCUCGACACCAAACGCUUCGGCGACGCGAUCGUCUCUCCCACCGGUGAUAUCCUGGGCUGGGCAGGUCCUAGCGAACUCGCCAUGGUUAAUGUCUUCGGCUGCGGUAUGUCCCUCCCACCCAGCACUGAUCGCCUCUAUGACGCCGCCAAAAUGGUGCCCAGUCGGCCUACAAUCAGCAACCUCCAAUGGAUUGCUGGAACGCAGUACAUCACCCCUUCAGAUAUGGAUAUUCUCAUUGGCGGUCCCGACCGACCACCUUCUAAGCGAAUGUUGGCGGAAUUGCGGGCCGCGCAGGAGGCAGAGUUUCAACGACAACGGGAAGCCGCGCGGACAGGACGCGCGCCCAAGCCAGAUCAAUCUCAAGAGACGUACUGGGCGUACAUGCAGCGGCAGAUUCAGGAACGAACGGAGAAUCUGGGACUGGCGGGGGAUAGUCUCGACAGAGCAGCCGAGUCCAGUAGCUCUUGGAGCGAUGAUGUAAACAAGUUCGUGGCGAAGCAGAAGAGAGCGGCGGCGUUGGGGUUUAUUGGUUCCAAGCUUGGAUUCUAA
This is a messenger RNA of Cladophialophora psammophila CBS 110553, 3030 nucleotides long. RefSeq lists its product as uncharacterized. NCBI's taxonomy places the organism in Eukaryota, Fungi, Ascomycota, Eurotiomycetes, Chaetothyriales, Herpotrichiellaceae. The transcript is spliced from 4 exons. The record is from RefSeq and is a predicted model, not a curated record. Gene Ontology annotation, molecular function: myosin II binding; syntaxin binding; GTPase activator activity. Gene Ontology annotation, biological process: establishment of cell polarity; regulation of protein secretion; regulation of exocytosis. Bases 1 to 3030 code for a protein of 1009 amino acids. Gene Ontology annotation, cellular component: cytoplasm; plasma membrane.